Messenger RNA from Anopheles darlingi, 6412 nucleotides. RefSeq lists its product as uncharacterized. The coding region runs from base 869 to 5188 and encodes 1439 amino acids. The transcript has 6 exons. Gene Ontology annotation, molecular function: ADP binding; protein binding. Lineage: Eukaryota; Metazoa; Arthropoda; Insecta; Diptera; Culicidae. The record is from RefSeq and is a predicted model, not a curated record.
UCAUCUUCGCGCUCCGAUUCCUGUGCGCGUUCGUCUUUGGGUGCGGUUACGUUUCGUUUCCGGAACGGUACGUUCGACAGACGGACGAUAACCACGGAGUGCCUGAAGCGAAUAGUGAAGCGUAGAAACGAUCGUGAACGAUUCGCGGGAUUCGCAUUUCCUGGUGAAGAUCCUUCUCGAAGCGGUUAUCAUUACAUGGUGUGCGCGCCCACGGUAUGCGUGUCUGUGGUGUGCAUUAAGUAUCAAGUGUAUGAGUGUGUGUGUCGAUGCACUUCACUUUCGGUUGGCGCUUUGCAGAAAUUGCACUUUUGCUGCAACGGUCCGAGACCGUGAUCGCGUUGUUCAAACUUGGAACGUUUCCUCCUUAUAAGGCGGCUUGGUACGCGGCCACCGCGGCCAUCGUCAUCAUCAUCAUCAUCAACGUCGUCUACGUCGUUGUCAAGCGCCGUCGUCUGCUAGUGCGAUCGACCGCGGAUCGUCAUUGUCGCCGGCCCCUUUGCUUCUUUCUUUGCGCGCUUGUAGUACGUGCCGUGCCGUGUAUGCGACUCGCGUGAUUGGCCCCUGGGUAACUGUUCCGUUCUCGGUGUGCCUUUACCACGGUGGUGCCGGCGGUGUUGCUGGGAGGUAUGCCUCUUUAAGGGGAGUGCCGCCGCUACUGCUGCACGCUGCUGUUGGCCUGACUGCCUGACUGACCUAGUACUGCUGCUGCUGCUGCGUGCCUAACAUCACCUUGCCAGCCAGGCCGGCAUCAACGGUGAUCAGCGAGCGAACCGACGAGCCGCUGUUAUCCGCGACGAGAUUCCAAGUUGAAUGCAUUGAGAGAAUCACUGUUCUUUGCCGAAAGAAAGUUCACUUUCCGCGCGGCACGAUGAACGAUCUGCUGUGCCUGAAGAUGCUCCGGUCCGAGCUGGCGGAUCUGGACUUUUACGACGUGGAGGAUGAGAUGCGAGAGCACCGGGUGUUCACCGAUAAGGAGUGCAAGGAGCUGCUACAGGAGCCGACCGACAUCAGCCGGCUCGAUCUGAUAUUUAUACUGCUCGAAAGCAAACAGAUCCACGAUUCGCAGAUCGUGGCCCGGUUCAUGGAUGGACUGAGGCAGGAUUACGAUUGGAUCGUGGACCAGUGGGACCGGUACCGGACGAAGGAUACCAGCCUCGAUUACACGCUGUACAAUUCAUACCGCAACGGAUCGCCCAUUCCGACGCACAACUCGGUCAGCGUGUUCCGGAAGGAUCAACGAUGGAUCAUCCACAAGCACCUGAUGUCGUUGCGGGCCGGUGCAUCGGAGCAGCGGUACCUGUUCAUCCACGGCAAGAUCGGAACCGGCAAACAGACGCUCAUCGGCGAGGCGUGCGCCGAUUUUACCAUCGUCAAGCGAAUGAACUUUAACAUCUUCUAUCUGGAUCUGGCGUACUGCAACACGGACGAGGCGACGCUCGAGAUGCUGGAGAAGCUGUGGGUGCAGUUUCCCAAUUCGAGCGAGGGUGAAGAUCGGGGCAUCAAAAUCAUCUACCCCUCGAACUGGAUCGAGUACUGGAAGCGUAUAUUUGUGCGCAAGUUUGAUAAGGAGUUCGUCGACAGUUUGCUGGUGCUGGCGCACGUCCGUGAUCCGCAGCUGCUGCGGCACUUCGACUUCAAGUGCAAGACGGUGGUGAUCACGAGCAACAUCGAUGUGGUGCAGGCGAUCGCCGAAUCGGAGCGGUUUCUGGUGGAGCUACCGAAGGGUUUUACCGAGGCCGAAAGUCUGGAGCUGUUUGCGAGGGCGCUGAAGAAGAAGACAACGAUGUUACCGGCACAGGCGACCCUCAUUCAUCGGUCGUGUCAGGGCAAUCCGUUCUUGAUCAAUCUGAUUGCGCUGCGCAUGAGCGAAGAGUGCCGGAAUGAGGUGGCCAUCGAUUGGGAACAGCACGUGAACAAUCUGCGCAACUUUCGGUUGAGCAAUACGGAGCGGAUCACGCGGACGAUCGGUGCCACGUUGGCACAGUUCACCGCGGAGGAGCAACAGUACUUCUGGGAUCUGGUGAUCUUCCGGGACAAUGUGCCGCUGUCGUUGGGUGUGCUAGAGAUGUACUGGCAGCUGGACCGGGAGACGACCGAGAGUUUCCUUUCGAAGCUGGAGCGGCGCGGUUUGCUGGAGAAGCGCGUCUGUAAGAAUAAGUUGUUUUAUAUGAUGCAAUACAUUUGUUAUAACGAGAUCAAACAGCCAGCGAACGCGGACAUUUCCGCACUGCAUCGUCGUCUGCUAGAGCGCUAUAGUAUCCGGGAGAAGCUAGCGCACCGUCGGGAGCUGGAGCUGAAGGAUGAGUUCCCGAAUGAUGACUAUUUCCACUUCUACAUCGGUUAUCACAUCGAGCAGGCGGGCGAUUUCGCGAUGUUCGAGGAGCUGUACCAAGACUUUGGCUUUCUCGAGCAGAAGCUGCGUGUGGCCGGAUUAGCUAACACGGUCGGUGAUCUGCGGAAGUACCUGGGCCACAUCUUUCCGCAUCACCCGGACCCUGAAGCGAUGAUCGAUACACUGAUCGAUUUCCUGAUGGGUGCGGAGUGUUUGCUAUCGGACGAUGCGCGGCUGCUGCAGCGAGCCCUCAACUUUCCGGGUGAUAUAGCGGAGAUGGCCGAACGGCAGGUUGAUCGUUUCCGGAACCGAGUGUGGUUCCGCGAUGUAGCUCACUGUCUGGAAACGUCGGUAGUGAAGCUGUGCAAUCGGCCGGUGAAGGUGCGUUUCCAGGAUUCGGAGCACGUGUUUGUGUCGCUGGAGAGCAACGAAAUUCAGCUGGCCAACCUGUCCGUGUACUACAGUGUACCGCCGGUGACGUUCAAGAGCUGUGAUGGCGAUCAGAUUAAGGACAUGCAGACGAUUAACCCGUUUCUGGUGGCCCUUAAUGCACGUGGCUUUCUCAAGGUGUGGUCCACCAGAAAUCUUCCCGAUGGGCCAGACUACCGACCGAACGGUAUUUCACGUGAAGCCGAAAUGACACUGUAUGCCGGGAACGGCUUCAGUGCCUUCUGUGUGCUGACGCAGGACAAUCGUACCGAGCUGAUUGCCAUCAGCCGAAAUGGGCUGCUGUGUGUGUACAAGGUGUACUCACCGAUCUUCCGGACGGAUAAGCCGGACAUUAAGUAUCCGACCCAGAUCCAAGAUGCUUACUAUCUGCUUCCGUUAAGGGAAACGAGUGGCAGGGCCAAGGGUUCGGUACGUCGCUGUCUAUUUCUAGCGAAGGAAGACGGUGGUCCAAUUGGACUGAUCUUUAACAUGAUCUCGACGAGCGUAGAGUCCAAGUUCGCGGAACCACCGGUACUGAACGUGCACCAGCAGGGUGAAGGGUUGCUGUUUGUGAACAAACGGCAGAUACGGUGGCGUUCGACGAAAUCUGCCACCGAUCCGGUCGUUGUGUACGAGAACCGUAACGGUGACAUUACGUGCAGCGUGCUGGUGAGGAUGCAGUAUGAUGAUCUUCGGUACAUGGUGCUCGGUACGGAGCGUGGCAUCUCGAUCAUCGAUAUUGCGGAGCGAGUGGAGAUCCGUCGGAUGAACAUUAGCCACGCGAUCACCGAUCUCGAUGUGCUGUUGCUGGAGGCGAAUAUGUUGCACGUGCUGCUCGCAUCGACGGCCAAGGAUGGUAAUAAUGCGAUGAACCUGUACAGCAUCUCGUUGGCAUCGGGCAAUCAGGUCGUGGGCAGUCAGUUCCAGCUCGAGGGGACGACCGUGUUUCACGCCGAUAUGGGAGAUAGCACGGGUGCUGGUGGUAGUGCCGGUGGGUACCCGGUGUUACUGAACACGAUCAACCGCAACUGCACCUUCCAACAGAUGCAGCUGGAUGAUGGCGAGUGCGGUAGUACCGGACAUGAGCGUUCCUUUCAAAAUGAAAACAUCGAUGCGCCUGUGACGCGGCUGGUGAAAGCUGGUUCGGGCUACUAUCUGGGUCUGGAGAAUGGGAAGCUACUGAAGCUUUCGAACUGGACGAGUGAUUCCGAGGUGGAGGAGAUUGUCAAUUUGGAAACCAAAAUCAAUUACCUGCAGUGCUUUAGGGCGGCCUCGGUUGAGUCAGGCACCAUCUCGGAGCUAAUGGUCGUCAGCAGUCAAUCGCGUUCGAUGGUGUAUGUGGAUGAGGUCGAGCAUCUUUCACUGCCGGACAAGAUACGGUGCUGUUACCUGUUGUAUGAUCGCUUUCUUUUAAUCAUCGGCGAUCGUUGCUCGAUACAGAUUUAUGAUCUGGAAACGAAACUGCUGGAACUAGUACAAAAAGAGAUUGAACGAUCGUACGGUGCGUCGGACUGUCUGCUGUCGGAACGAGCGGCUCUCAUCCUCUGCACGGCGGAUGGUAUCGUGUACCAUCUCGGUCUACCCCAGAUAAGCAUCGAAACGUCCAGCUUGACACCCUUCGACGAACUGGCCACAAUCCCGGCGGCUCCCGGGCGCCGCAGCAAUGACGUGAUCUGUAGCUGUGCUCUCUCACCGGAUGCCGAGUUCCUGGCCGUUGGUUGCUACGAUGGUCGUAUCAUACUGCACAUGAUGGAGUUACAGCGGCAGCUGGGUGUGCUGGAAUCACACAAACACCCGGUAACGGCGUUGCACUUCAGCAACUGGACCGAUCCGAAUGCUCCCCACAUUCUGGCCAGCGUCGGUGAGCAGAUCGUGUUCUGGAGCGUCGAUUAUCUCGUCAACAAUCAGAAGCAAGACCGCCGUAGCAAUGGAGUGUUGCGCCAUUCGGGGCGCUUCCCGGUGCGUAAAACGUUGCCAGGUCCUCCGAGCGAUGCGAACUGCUCACCUACACAGGUGGCCAUUAAUCGUCGUUCGAUAGGGAGUGACUCGGGACGUUCGACGCCCCUGUAUGGAAGUCCGAUUCAGCGUAGCUUCCUGGGGGAACGGUUCGAAGAAUCGGCCCAUUGGUACGAUAAGCGGGGCAGUACCGACAAACCCUAUCUACUGUCCUGCAUCAAACUGGUCGGCCGUGCUAAGCAGCUAAUAGUGAACCGCGAUUUCAGCAAGUUCCUCACGGUAGACGACGAGGGUUUCAUACAUUAUCUGCGUUUCUACAAACCUAAGGCGAGUCAACAGUUCCUGAUGCCACCACCACCGGCCCUGCUAUCACCGCAUACUGCGGGUUUUAGUGGCGGUUCGAAUCGCUCGCCGGUGAUGGCCAAUGGCUCCGGUACGAACGGUUCCGGUACGAAUGGUUCCCACGCCUGACGGUUGUUAGCAAGCGAACGAUCGUUACGGAUCUGCAACUCCGUUCUUCUACUAUACGCCAUCUACCAGUACGUGCUCUGGUUGGAGACCUCGGGGGGAUGAUUAGGGAAGGGGAAGCGUGGUCCUGCCAGAGAACGAGACAGUAAAAGAGAAAGCGAAGAGAUCCACGGUACAAAUCGGAUUCGUUCGCUUGCGACACACAUUAGAAUCUGUGGUAGGUGCAGCUGCAGCGGUUUUGCUCAAUGGUUUCAAAUCGCUGUCCUGCCAUUUCUCGUUCAUCCAUAGUCUGGAAUGCUGUGCCAAAAACACAGGACUCUUCUGUACUGCACUCAUGAGCCGUCGCACAAGUGCAUACGAAUGAUAGAAAUAUUUGUUCUUUACUUAAUAACUAUUGAUAAAUCAGAUAGCAUAAUGAGUACAACGGGCGCAGGGCUCAACAAUCGGGUCCCGGGAGAUCGGGUGCCACCAACACUGCCACCGUCGCCGUGCUCGUAGGCCAAAGCUAUCUAGAGUUUAUUAGAGAAUCUUCGACUAUUUCUACAAACGAUACCGCGAAACUGCGAUAGUGACCAAGCAAUUGUAGUGUAAGAUUAGCGCGAGCCCGUACUGACCACAAAAAAACAAAAAAAAACGGUUCGCCUGGGCCAGUAGCGUCGAUAGAGAUGAUUAAUCUUUUUCCCGUUCAUAUUUCUCCGCUUUUACGGCAUGAUCGGUUUUAUUCAUUGAUAGAUUUCGAUAGUAUGCAUUUCAUCUUCGAGAGUAGGUAAAAUGGUGCGUGCGUGAAUACCUUUACAGUAUAUGGUAGGGUCCAACUAUUGUACAAAGUUAGUUCGAAUGAGUUUUGCUCAGCAGUGCUAGUUAAACGGUGCGAUGCUUAAGUAGCUUGUAGAAUGUUUUGUAUGUGUGCAUGUGCGUGCGUUUUUGUAUGUGUGUUUUGUUUGUAGAGCGAUUUUAGAACAAAGGUUACACACGAUGCUUCUCGCGACUGUCCCCCGGAAUGGUGGCAUCUCGAACUAUUUCAUUUAGUCAAGCAAAAAAGAUACGCGAAACAUUCCGGUAGUAGCUGUAAAUAGUACUUUGUCCCGGCUUUUUCGUGACGAUAAAUUUGAGCAAAAGCAAAAUCUACGAACACAAUCUACGCAAAUGACAAUGCUUCUUAUACAAAUUGUGCGACCAAAUGGAUCAAAAUAAAUUUUAUACAAAAUCGAAUACAUCGAAUGUGAA